AUGGCCCAACAACAACAGCAACAGUACCCCGAGUACUUUCAUGACGAUCACCAAACAAACACGAUCCACUCCGCGACACAAUGUCCUGGCUCAGAUUCCACUACGACGGACGACACUGGAGACCUGAGCGAGAACAAGAAUCAUGACAGAGUAGACGCUGUUGUUAAACAAGAGCAGGUCUGUGUGAGGUCAUCCAAGGAUCAGACGUCAUCGGAAGCUGUAACUUCUUCCGAGUUGGUCGAAUGCACUACCGGACCCAGUCUGGAUAUCCAGAAUUCCUUCAUCGACGCGAGCUUGUUCAAUCCUCCUGUUACCAGCAUACAUGGGAUGAAGUCAGACUUUGAUAGCAGCCAAAUGCCAGCGCCGUGGGGCUACAAAGGAUCAGGAGACAUACCAUUUCCUCCACUCGAUGGCGACGUGUCAGAGCUUGGUCAGAACUGGUUAGGCACAGAUGAUGAUGGAACUGUGAUAGAUCUGAGAAGGUUCUUGGGAGCCGAUCUUGACGGUGACCUAUCAACCUUCAACGUGAACUCGAGACGGAUAUCCGAGUCCUCUUUCUCAAUGUCGAGCUGUGGAGCUCUGGCCGAAGUGCUCAACUUUGAAGAUCUCUCCGGCUCAGAGACUCAAAGCCGCAUAACAGAAACUGAUGGAUGGGGCGGGGUUCAUCAAAGUGCAAUGCUUGUGUCUCCGGCAUCCUCGUCAAGGAGCGAUGAGGCUUUCCGUCCCGGACAUAGAUCGAAAGCAUCUCCGUCUUCGCGUAUGACUAUGCGCACGUCACCCUAUACGAUCGAUAAGAACCGUCUCAAGCGAUGGUCUACAACUGCAGCAUCUCAUGCAUCAACCUCCGCACCUUCCUCUAUCCCAUCGCGACAUUUUAGCCAUAUACAGGGUCGAUUAUCCCCUUACAGCCGGCCCCUGACCAGCCAGCCUUCGCAAAACGGACAGGGUGUGCAGAGCGGACAGGUCAAGGAAAGCGAAGAGAUACCGCAAGCUACGCAAGUUUCUUUAGCCCAGUAUGCGUCAUAUCCUGUAGGGGCUUAUGCCGGAACACCACAGCGAAUGAUCUACAGUCCAGCCCAUAAUCAGUACCAACAACAAUGUCAACAGCAGUACCAACACGCGCUGUCUCAAUCACACAUUCACGCCCAAAUUAAUUCUCACUCCAUAGUCCCAAGUUGCUCGAAUCCUUACCAGCCAAAUCAUGUACAAUCAAGUAUGCCGAGUUACUACGGACCAGACAGUCACCAGUAUCCACUGGAGAUUCCCCGGCCUGUGCCAUCCCAAAAUCUAUUCAGGCUCUUACAGAGUAAUGCAGACCGGCAUGGAGGCUACGCAGCGCAUUUCGCUGACCUAUCCGAUCCACCUGACCUAUAUUCCUCACUCCAGGAAGAGCCAUCCAAUCCACCCGAGUCGGACAUGCACCCGUCCGACCCAGACCUGAUCCCCCAUGAACAAGAUCUGCGCUUCAGUGGCGACCUUUACACCCCGCGGUGGGUACGUGGCCACGGCAACAAACGUGAGGGCUGGUGCGGUCUCUGCAAACCCGGACGAUGGCUAGUCCUCAAGAACAGCGCGUUCUGGUACGACAAGUCCUUUACGCACGGCGUAAGCGCCGCUACCGGGGUCGCGUUCCAGAAACCCCAGGAGACACGCCGCACGGAGGGGAAUCUGGAUGUCUGGGAGGGCCUUUGCGGGAGCUGCGGCGAUUGGAUCGCGUUGGUGAGCAGCAAGAAGAAAGGCACGACGUGGUUUCGGCAUGCGUACAAGUGUCACACGCAUCCCAAGGUCAAAGACGGACCGAAACGCCGUCGCGAAACGUCCCAUCAGAUUCGUGCUCGAACGGUAUCGUCGGCAUCUACAACGACGUCCACCUCGUAUCCUACCAGCAAGGAGACAUCGUUCGACCCGUCACCUCCACUGCUACAACGCUCGUCGUCCGAAGCUACGUUGACGAGAAUGUCAGCUCCAGGCUCUGACGUCUAUUGUAUACCCGCUUCGUCGGCAGAUGCAGAACAUGUUGGGCUCAGGGGUGUGAGAUCGACGCUUGCCGAAAUUAUCUAG
Molecule: messenger RNA, 2061 nt
Organism: Pseudovirgaria hyperparasitica
Lineage: Eukaryota; Fungi; Ascomycota; Dothideomycetes; Acrospermales; Acrospermaceae
Exons: 2
Coding region: 1-2061 (686 amino acids)
Source: RefSeq, a predicted model, not a curated record